AUGAAGCCUUCAGGUGCCAUGCCAGCAACAGUCUUCAAAGGCCAGUUGCUUUUGCUGUUCCUACUGCUUCUGCUGGGACCACAGAUCUCCCAGGGCCUGGUCAUUACACCUCCGGAACCAGAACUUGUCCUCAAUGUCUCCAGCACCUUCACUCUGACCUGCUCGGGCUCAGUUCCAGUGGUAUGGGAACGGUUGUCCCAGGAGCCACCGCAGGAAAUGACCAAGACUCAGGAUGGUAACUUCUCCAGUAUGCUGACGCUUACCAAUGUCACAGGGCUAGACACAGGGGAAUACUUCUGCACGUACAAUGGUUCCCAUGGGCUGGAGCCCAGUGAGAGAAAACGGCUCUACAUCUUUGUGCCAGAUCCCACCAUGGACUUCCUCCCUACAGACUCUGAGGACCUAUUCAUCUUUCUCAUGGAAGUAUCUGAGAUAACAAUUCCGUGUCGGGUAACAGACCCAAAACUAGUGGUGACAUUGCACGAGAAGAAAGUGGACAUCCCACUCCCUAUCCCCUAUGACCACCAACGUGGUUUCUCUGGUAUCUUUGAGGACAAGACCUAUGUCUGCAAAACCACCAUUGGGGACAAGGAGGUGGAUUCUGACCCCUACUAUGUCUACAGCCUCCAGGUGUCAUCUAUCAAUGUCUCGGUGAACGCAGUGCAGACUGUGGUUCGACAGGGCGAGAACAUCACUGUCAUGUGCAUUGUGACCGGAAGUGAGGUCGUCAACUUUGGGUGGACAUAUCCCCGCAUGGAGAGUGGGCGGCUGAUAGAGCCGGUGACGGACUUCCUCAUAGAUGUGCCCUCUCACAUCCUGUCCAUACUGCACAUCCCCAAUGCCGAGCUGGGCGACUCAGGGACCUACCUCUGCAAUGUGUCGGAGAGUGUGAACGAGCAUCAGGAUGAAAAGGCCAUCAAUGUCACUGUGGUUGAGAGCGGCUAUCUGCGACUUCUGGAAGAGUUGGACGAUAUACAAUUCGCCGAGCUGCACCGGAGCUGCACACUACGGGUCAUGUUCGAGGCCUACCCACCUCCCACCGUCGUAUGGUUCAAGGACAACCGCACCCUGGGUGAUCACAACACUGGCGAAAUCUCCCUGUCCACGCGCAAUGUGUCCGAGACCCGGUAUGUGUCAGAACUGACACUGGUGCGGGUGAAAGUGGCGGAGGCAGGCCGCUACACCAUGCGGGCCUUCCACGAGGACGCUGAGGCCCAGCUCUCCUUCCAGCUGCAGGUCAAUGUCCCAGUACAUGUGCUGGAGUUGAGGGAGAGUCACCCAGCCAGUGGAGAGCAGACAGUCCGCUGUCGAGGCCGUGGCAUGCCCCAGCCACAGCUCACUUGGUCUACCUGCAGUGACCUCAAGAGAUGUCCACGAGAGCUGCCACCCACACCCCUGGGGAACAGUUCAGAGGAGGAGAGCCAGCUAGAGACCAACGUGACAUACUGGGAGGAGGAGCAGGUGUUUGAGGUGGUGAGCACACUGCACCUGUACCGGGUGGAUCAGCCGCUGAACGUGCGCUGCACUCUUCAAAACCUACUAAGCUCCCACUCACAGGAAAUCACCGUAGUGCCACAUUCGUUGCCCUUCAAGGUGGUGGUGAUCUCAGCCAUCCUGGCCCUAGUGGUCCUCACCAUCAUCUCCUUCAUCAUCCUCAUCAUGCUCUGGCAGAAGAAGCCACGUUAUGAGAUCCGCUGGAAGGUGAUUGAGUCAGUGAGCUCUGAUGGACAUGAGUACAUCUAUGUGGACCCCAUGCAGUUGCCUUACGACUCCACAUGGGAGCUGCCUCGGGACCAGCUCGUGCUCGGACGCACCCUGGGUUCCGGGGCCUUUGGGCAAGUGGUGGAGGCCACGGCACACGGCCUGAGCCAUUCUCAGUCCACGAUGAAGGUGGCUGUCAAGAUGCUGAAAUCCACAGCCCGCAGCAGUGAGAAGCAAGCCCUCAUGUCGGAGCUGAAGAUCAUGAGUCACCUUGGACCCCACCUGAAUGUGGUCAACCUGCUAGGGGCCUGCACCAAAGGAGGGCCCAUCUACAUCAUCACUGAGUACUGCCGUUACGGUGACCUGGUCGACUAUCUACACCGCAAUAAGCACACCUUCCUGCAGCACUGCUCUGACAAGCACCUGCCCAGCGCUGAUCUCUACAGCAACGCCCUGCCCAUCGGGCUUCCCUUGCCCAGCCACGUGUCCCUGACCGGGCAGAGUGACGGUGGUUACAUGGACAUGAGCAAGGAUGAGUCGGUGGACUACGUGCCCAUGCUGGACAUGAAAGGGGACGUUAAAUAUGCAGACAUCGAAUCCUCCAACUACAUGGGCCCUUACGACAACUACGUCCCCUCUGCUCCUGAGAGGACCUGUCGGACAACUCUAAUCAAUGAGUCCCCAGUGCUUAGCUACAUGGACCUCGUGGGCUUCAGCUACCAGGUGGCCAAUGGCAUGGAGUUCCUGGCCUCCAAGAACUGUGUCCACCGAGACCUGGCCGCCAGGAAUGUACUGAUCUGUGAGGGCAAGCUGGUCAAGAUUUGUGACUUCGGCCUGGCUCGUGACAUUAUGCGGGACUCAAACUACAUCUCCAAAGGCAGCACCUUCCUCCCUCUCAAGUGGAUGGCCCCCGAGAGCAUCUUCAACAGUCUCUACACCACCCUGAGUGACGUGUGGUCCUUUGGAAUUCUACUCUGGGAGAUCUUCACUCUGGGUGGCACCCCUUAUCCUGAGCUGCCCAUGAACGAGCAGUUCUACAACGCCAUCAAGCGAGGUUACCGCAUGGCCCAGCCUGCCCAUGCCUCAGACGAGAUCUAUGAGAUCAUGCAGAAAUGCUGGGAAGAGAAGUUUGAGAUCAGACCCCCCUUCUCUCAGCUGGUGCUGCUUCUUGAGAGACUGCUGGGUGAGGGUUACAAAAAGAAGUACCAGCAGGUAGAUGAGGAGUUUCUGAGAAGCACCCACCCGGCCAUCCUUCGGUCCCAGGCCCGUCUGCCUAGAUUCCAUGGCCUCCGCUCCACCCUGGACACCAGCUCCGUUCUCUAUACUGCUGUGCAGCCCAACGAGGGUGACAAUGACUACAUCAUUCCACUGCCGGAUCCCAAACCUGAGGUUGCUGAUGAGGGAGCAUUGGAGGGUUCCCCGAGUCUUGCAAGCUCCACCCUGAAUGAAGUCAACACCUCCUCUACUAUCUCCUGUGACAGUCCCCUGGAGCCCCAAGAGGAACCAGAGCCAGAGCCCCAGCCCCUGAGAGAGCCUGAGCCCGAGCCAGAACCCAAGCCAGAGCCCCAGCUGGAAUCACCGCUGGGUUUACGCUGCUCAGGGCCUCAGACCGAGAUGGAGGACAGCUUCCUGUAGGGGCUGACCCGGACCCUGCCUGCCUGAAGCUCCCCCUCUGCUUCCCAGCACCUCCUGGACUGGCUUCCCAUCAGCCAGGCUGCCCCAUUAACUGUCCUCUUCUGGAAGGUGUCUGCCCCUGACACAUUGCACCCCAACCCCAGGGGUUUAGGUGGCAAGAGAACUGCAGGAGUUGUGACCAGCCCUCUGCCUCUGGGGAGGUCACAUGACACUAAGCCAGGGAUCCCCCUGAGACCUCAGUUUCCUCAUCUGUAAGAAGGGAAAGUUGAGCUUGGUAACCCACAAUCUGAAAUUGUCUCUCUGGACGACAGGUGGGGGGACCUGAAUCCCUAGAGAGCUUCUUGG
Chrysochloris asiatica (Cape golden mole) is the source of this 3681-nucleotide messenger RNA. It is a transcript of the gene PDGFRB, whose product is annotated as platelet-derived growth factor receptor, beta polypeptide. Gene Ontology annotation, cellular component: signaling receptor complex. Gene Ontology annotation, biological process: platelet-derived growth factor receptor signaling pathway; multicellular organism development; positive regulation of smooth muscle cell migration. The record is from RefSeq and is a predicted model, not a curated record. Bases 1 to 3336 code for a protein of 1111 amino acids. The transcript is spliced from 22 exons. Lineage: Eukaryota; Metazoa; Chordata; Mammalia; Afrosoricida; Chrysochloridae. Gene Ontology annotation, molecular function: ATP binding; platelet-derived growth factor beta-receptor activity; platelet-derived growth factor binding.